AUGGGCAAAAUCAUAAUUUAUGAGCAUGCCAACUUCAGGGGUGUGUCCAGAGAAAUCACUUCUGACAUUUCCAAUCUGGGACGUUUGGACUUUAAUGAUAUUAUCUCCUCAGUGAAAGUAAUUGGCCAGCCUUGGGUGGCUUAUGAGCACGUAAAUUAUACAGGCAGGCUAAUGGUACUUGAGGAGGGGGAGCAUGACUAUGUUGGCAGAAGCAUGAAUGAUACAAUCAGUUCUCUGCAGAUGAUCACUGAAGAUCUGCAUGAUCCCCAGAUCACUCUCUAUGAGCAUCCCAACUACCUAGGGAAGAGCAGAGUAAUAAGAGAAGCAACCAACCUGGCUGCGGGAUUUGACAAUGACAUCAUGUCUUCCCACAAAGUCCAGAGAGGUGCCUGGCUGCUGUGUGAGCACAGGGAUGGAAGUGGAAUUCAAUACAUUGCACGAGAAAAAGAUAACCUCCCGCAUUACUCAGCAAUCUACCUCAAUGACAAGCUUUCCUUCCUGCGUCCCCUUCGCCCUGGCCGCUCUUAUUAGAAUGCAAAUCCUCCAAAGCUGAGGAAGAUGCAGCACCAGCAAGAAAUUUGAGAUCUAGAUUUCUCCUUGUGCUUGUGUAGCCUUUUUUCCCUGGGAGCUCUCUGCUGUGCUGCACUGCAGAUCUGUACUUCUCUAUCCUGCCUUGCACGC
Molecule: messenger RNA, 681 nt
Organism: Onychostruthus taczanowskii (white-rumped snowfinch)
Lineage: Eukaryota; Metazoa; Chordata; Aves; Passeriformes; Passeridae
Product: epidermal differentiation-specific protein-like
Exons: 1
Coding region: 1-531 (176 amino acids)
Biological process (GO): visual perception; lens development in camera-type eye
Molecular function (GO): structural constituent of eye lens
Source: RefSeq, a predicted model, not a curated record